Molecule: messenger RNA, 1095 nt
Organism: Penicilliopsis zonata CBS 506.65
Lineage: Eukaryota; Fungi; Ascomycota; Eurotiomycetes; Eurotiales; Aspergillaceae
Exons: 1
Coding region: 1-1095 (364 amino acids)
Source: RefSeq, a predicted model, not a curated record
AUGUGGUCCAUGUUAUGGGAAUUGGUGGAGGAAUACCGCCAACCUGUUUCAACUUCAAGACACGAUGCAGGUCAUAGCCAUCGCCACGGAAAUGCAAAUGCUGCUCAGAAUCGCCAAAGAGAAGCCCUCCGCCAAACCGCCCAGGAGACCCUGGAUCUUCUCCCAGCGCUCUUGAGCCACCUCAGCUCCGGUCGCGAGGCCUACAGAUCGCAGAAAGUCUCGUUUCGUUCCCUCGCCAGUUUGCGUCCCAACGACUGCCCUCGUCUGGCAUCCCCCGCGACGAUCAAAGUCAUCAACGACGAUACCCUCAACGUCGCCGUCAGGCUGGUUCAGGCAGCGCGAGCACAGCGCCACGACUCAUCCCUGCUGAGCCCGCGCCCGAUCAUCGUCAACUUCGCCAGUCACCGAAAACCAGGCGGCGGUUGGUUGAACGGCGCGAUGGCACAGGAGGAAGCCAUCUGCUACCGCAGCUCGUUGGCGCUCAGCCUCAACAGCAAGGAUUACCCGCUUGGCCUCGACGAGUCGAUUUACAGCCCCUACAUCCUGGUGAUACGCAAUGACCUGGCCUCCGGACACCUCCUAAUGGCGCCUUCUACCCCGCCAGAGGAGCUUCCUGUCGUGAGUGGGAUCACCAUCGCCGCUCUCUAUCGCCCUGCCCUUCGCACAAUAGUGGUGGCAGAGCCUCAGAGACGCCGGCGUGUCCACAGCUCGCGUUCACGCUCCCAUUCACAUUCGAAUUCACAUUCACAUUCGAAUUCCCCGCUCUCUUCUCCCACCCCGUCCCCCUCCCCCUCUCGUCGGCGUACACAACAAGUGUAUGCGCGAGACACGGACCGCAGCCUUACAAAAUCGAAAAUGAGGCUGGCUCUUCGUAUCGCAGCAACCAAUGGCCAUGGCAUGUUGGUUCUAGGCGCCCUGGGCUGCGGCGUGUUUGCCAACCCGCCUGCGGAGGUUGCGCAGUGCUGGCUCGAGGUCCUGAGAGAGCCCGAGUUUGCCGGGAAUUGGUGGCGCGAGGUGUGCUUUGCUGUCUACGACCCCAAGAACGAAGGGAAUUUUGCCAUUUUCGAGCGUGUGCUCGCAGGGAAGAAGGUCUGA